UUUCCGCCAAGUUCAGUAACAUGAGUGGUGUGGUUUCGUGUUUCUCCGCCUGGCUGGCCGCAAGUGUCUUCCUGGCGGGUGUUUCAGCGUCCCUGCAGCCUCCCAAUGUUGUCAUCAUGCUCAUGGAUGAUAUGGGCUGGGGGGACUUGGGAUGCAACGGGGAGCCGAACAGAGAGACGCCUAACUUGGACCAGAUGGCGAGGGAAGGCCUGAUCGUCUCCAGCAUGUACACAGCAGCUCCCCUCUGCUCUCCGUCUCGCGCAUCGCUCCUCACAGGCCGCCUACCAAUCAGAAACGGCUUCUACUCCAACAACACAGCGGGAAGAAACGCUUACACUCCGCAGAACAUCGUGGGCGGGAUAUCAGAUGACGAGGUGUUACUGCCGGAGUUACUGAAGGAAAAGGGCUACACCUCAGGCCUUGUGGGAAAAUGGCACCUCGGACACCAGUCUCAGUAUCUGCCACGCAAACACGGCUUCGACUUUUGGUUCGGCUCGCCAAACUGCCACCUCGGCCCCUACGUGGAUUUGGUGACGCCGAACAUACCUGUCUUCCUGAAUGACGACAUGGUGGGCAGGUACUACGAUGACUUCCACAUUGACAGACAACAUGGAAUAUCUAACAUGACGCAGCUUUAUACUGACGCAGCCGUGGAUUUCAUUAACAAGGUGGCAAGCAAGGGGCCUUUCUUCCUGCUGUGGGCACCGGAUGCCACUCAUGCACCAACUUACGCCUCAGAGAAAUACUAUGGCAUCAGCAGGAGAGGGCGGUACGGUAACGCGGUGAUGGAGUUAGACGCGGGCGUGGGCACCAUUCUGGACGCCCUCAAGAAGCAGGGAGUAGACAAAAACACCUUAGUGGUCUUCACAUCUGAUAACGGUGCAGCGCUCGUCAGCAAGCAAGAUGGAGGCAGCAACGGGCCAUUCCUAUGCGGCAAGCAGACCACCUUCGAGGGCGGCAUGAGGGCGCCAGGAAUAUUCUGGUGGCCAGGGGUGAUCCAAGCAGGCACCACGUCCCAUCAGGUGUGGACCCAGAUGGACUUGUUCUCAACGGCGGCACAGCUGGCGGGAGUAUCCCCCCAUGAUCGCAUCUACGACGGUCUGCCCCUCGCUAAUGCCCUCAAACACCCUCAGCUCGAGGUUCCCAGGCCGGUGUUUCUGUACCGAGGGAACAGACUGAUGGCGGUGCGUCGCGGAGCCUUCAAGAUACACCUGUGGACCUUUAGCACUCCCCCCGCUGAACUGCAGAGGGGCAUCAAUUAUUGUCCAGGUGCUGAGGUGCCCAACGUGACAACACCCACGCCCACAGACCAUAGCGACAAGCCAGUUCUCUUCAACGUGGAGGUGGAUCCCGGGGAGCGCUACCCGAUCCACCCCUCCUCCUCUAUCUACAAAUAUAUUGUCCCCAUGUUGCUAGAUGUGGUGAAGGAGCACGAGGAAGAACUGGUUCCUGGUGAUCCUCAACUAAACUGGUGUGACCGCGCGGUGAUGCAUUGGGCGCCCUCUGGCUGUGCGAGGCUGAAUGAGUGCUUGCCGGUACCAGAAUCCCACCCAACUCUCUGCGUCUGGCCUCACUAACCUCGCCGCGUCCUCUCACACCGCUGAACGAAAAUAACGAGAACAAGGACAGAGACGAAGACGAAGAGGAUAAGAAUAAAUACGUGGAGGAUUACUACUGAAGACAUCCGCAGGACAAGAACGAAUAAAGGUACGAUAGCCGCUCUCAAGACAUCUGGUGGAGUAAGACAAGGAACAAUAAAACUUUAGUUGAGACAUAUGUUACAAGGAGGCGAGGAAGGGCAGGGAUGAAUAAGACAACGUAAUGUAGCCAACAUGUGCGUCCCUCAAGGCAGUUAGUGCUCGCCUGGAACCUUGCAGCGAAUCAUAACACGAACUUAAGUCCACAACUGACUAAAUUUCUCCUGAGACAGAGUGAGGAGAUGAGGGGAAGCAGAAAAUUGGUGAGGAAAGGGGGACAGAGCGAAGGGUAGGAAAAAGACUUGAUGCAUUGCACGAGGUAGUUAUUCUCCUCCUCCUCCUCCUCCUCCUCCUCUGCCACCUGGUGCUGCCUCAACUUAAUUAAGGCAGCCCGAGAAAGCGAAUUUAUCUUCUAUCAAAGGAAAACGAACCCAGACGGAAAGAUGAAUGUUUUAAGAUAUCCUGAGGGUGGCCGCGCUACUUGCACACGGAUUUUUUUUUUUUCAUUUUUUUGUAUUCAUUCUUUCCCAAAUGUUCGAGCGCGCGCGCACACACACACACACACACACACACACACACACACACACACACACACACACAGUAACACAGAGUUUUAUCACUUUGCUCUCUUGCAUCACAUGAGCUUCACAAUAACUUUAGAGCUCUCUCUCUCUCUCUCUCUCUCUCUCUCUCUCUCUCUCUCACUUUAGCUACAUAAUUUCUACUGUACUCUCAAAACAAGUCUUCCAAUAAUCUUCUACAUCAAAGCUCACCAAACCAUGCAAAGGACCAAUACAGCAGGGCGUCUACCAGUACGAAUAACGCUUCAGUCUGCCACAAACGUAUUAGUUCAUGUGACUUCGCUGGCUAGGUGACGCAACGAACGCACACAUCACACAUCCUUUCCCUCUGAUAACAUGACAAGCAUUAUGACGAAGCGGUUUGGUAUUAAUGGUUCGAUGUGACAUUUUGUUCUUGUAUCAUGUAAGACAUUGUUUUGUGAUAACAUAGUGUCCUUGUUAAAGUAAAAAAAAGCUGAAGAAAACAGUCACAUCCUCCAGAUACAUUCCCUGUAGCCAAUUUAAGCUAGCCAUGAUAAAGUUGAGGAGAUAACAUUGAGAACACAAGUUUGUAUAGUAAGAAUGUUUUGUUAUCCAGAAAAAAGCAGAUGAAGAACUGGUAUUUCACUGGUGCGAAUUAUAGUGGAAUAUACACAAGCGUAUUUUUGUUCUAUGGGACUUCAAUAAGGUACAGUGGUGAAUCUCUAUAUCAAAAUCAGGUUUCCUACUUAGUUCUGAUUCUAAACUUAGAUUUAUUUCAGGAAUAUAUGUAAGAAUUUCCUUUUGUAUGGUAUUAAAAAAGUAGAAUAGCAA
Molecule: messenger RNA, 3070 nt
Organism: Portunus trituberculatus (swimming crab)
Lineage: Eukaryota; Metazoa; Arthropoda; Malacostraca; Decapoda; Portunidae
Product: N-acetylgalactosamine-6-sulfatase-like
Molecular function (GO): arylsulfatase activity
Source: RefSeq, a predicted model, not a curated record